GCUGUCUGCGACAAAACAACGAGGGAGAGAGACCGCCAUAGGCAUGCAGUCAAGCCUACAGCUGAUUCAAUACAUUUUCAGCACUAUGGACAGUUCCAUUCUGCAGCGCGAGCGGACAGAGGGGGUAUAAAAGAUAGAGCAGCGCUACUUAGCCUACCAACACUGCGGAGACAACUGAGGCAUCAUGAGCCACCAAAUUGAGUAUCGGUCGGGUUCUCCACAUAGGAGAGCUCAAGAUGACUAUUCCCGCUAUCAACACAAACUGACCGGAUCCCCCUCGGCGUCCAGGACCGUUAUAGGCUUUGAGUCGGCUACCGCAUUUAUGAACAGAGGAUAUGCGACGACGCCAAAGAGCGAAUUCGGAUCGGUUCCGAGAUCGGAUAUAUUUUUAGAUUUAUCAAACACGUUUACCGGGGUGUUGACAAAAAUGAAUGAGAAAGAACUGCUCCAUGGGCUGAACGGCCGUUUCAGCGGGUUCAUCGAGAAGGUGCGUCAUUUGGAGAACCAAAAUGAAUUGCUCGAGAGGGAAAUCGAGGAAAUCAAACAGAAGGCACAGUCCCCCGCAUCUCUGGCACAGGAGCACGAGUCGGAGCUUAUGGAUCUGAGGAAACUAGUGCAUGACAUCACCCUUCAGAAGCGUCAGAUCGUGAUAGAACAUCAGAACCUGGAGGAAGACUUCCUCACCUUGAGAGACAAGUACGACCAGGAGGCUCGUGAACGCUCGGAUGCAGAGAAAGGCAUCCUGGUGCUGAAAAAGGACGCCAACGACGCAUACCUGGCAAAACUUCAGCUGGACAAGAAAGCGCAGUCUCUGGUGGACGAGAUUCACUUCCUGAAGAAAAACCACGAGGACGAGGUGUUGGAGAUGGUGGCCCAGAUCCACGAGUCUCAGGUGACGGUCGAGGGGCACGCCUUUGCAAAACCCGAUAUCACUGCGGCUCUCCGGGACAUCCGUGCAGAGUUGGAAGGUCACGCCGCCUCCGACAUCCUUGAGGCCGAGGAGGGUUUCCGUGUCCAGUUCACAAAGUUGACAAAAGCGGCAGAGAGCAACAGAGAGGCGCUGAAGGCAACACAGCAGGAGAUCCAGGAGAACAGAAGGCGCUUCCAAGGGAAGAACAUUGAACUGGACUGCGCGAAAGGAACGAGAGAGGCCCUGGAAAAACAACUACAUGAGCUGGAGGAGCGUCACUAUUCGGAAAUGAUUAAUUACCAGGACACUGUCAGGCAGCUGGAGAAUGAGCUGACUAAUGCUAAACUAGACAUGUCUGGCCACCUGAGAGAGUACCAGGACCUGCUGAAUGUCAAAAUGGCUUUGGAUGUGGAGAUUCUCUCUUACAGGAAACUCCUGGAGGGUGAGGAGUUCCAUCUGUCCACCAUCUCUGACACCCACAUCUCCAUGCCCUACAUCUACCGCCAGUCCCCUGUCUACACCCUUUCUUCCCUGGCCCGGCAGGGAGGGCCCACACGCAGGUCUGAGCCCCAGUACAAGUUUGUAGAGGAGAUCAUCACUGAGACCACCAGAGAGGUGGAGUCCGAGUUUGAGGAGACAGGCUCUGAGGAGACAGGAGAGGGAGAGAAGGAGGGAGAGGAGAGUGACAAAGCUGAGAGGAGGGGUAAGGAAGAGGAGGAUGAGGAGAAAGGGGAAGAUGUAGGUAAAGUGGAUCUUAAAGUGGAUGCCCCAGAGGAAGAGGGGGAACAGGAGGAAGAGUCUAAGGGACAGCAGAUAGAAACAUCAGCAGAGGUCGAGGUAAAUGGAGAUGGAGUUAGCCCUAGCGAGGGAGAAAAUGGAGAGGAAGGAGAUGACAAAGGAGAGGAGGACAUUGACACAGGUGACAAUACACAAAGUGAAGUCAAAUCAGCUAAGGCCACCAGUGAGGAAGAGAAGGAAAAACUGGACACAACAGAGGAGAUAGACGGUGAGAUAAAAGAUGUGGGGGAGCCAUUAGAAAAAGAUAACACCCCAAAACAUGACAAGUCCCUUCCAGAGGUUCCCAUGAAGGGUGACAUCUCCAUAGAACCCAAAACGUCCGAGGAUAUUCAAACAGAAAGUUCAAUAAAGGGUGAACCACAGGUCCCCACAGAGGACAUCUCAAAAGAGCCCAAAAAGGUGUCAGAGGAGAGCAAAAAAGAAAGCCCAUCAAAAGAGAAAAAAGAGGUAGAUCUGAAAGAGCAGAGCGCCCUAGCAUUGGAGCAGAAGCCUGAUCAGAAGGCGCACAGAGUAUCAGACCAACUUCAAGAGGCAGAGAGUGCUGUGGCAACACAAGAAGAGGAUCUCCCUGAGCCCACAGAGAAGGACAUGAAAUCCCCUGAUAUCACUGCUGAGCUGAAAAACAGCUCCACCAAGGAGACAUGGGGACAGGUGAAGUCAUCAGAUGAUUCUGGUGUAAAAACUACACAGGAUGACAAAACGGUAGGAGGUAAAAUUUCAGCCGGACUUCCCAGCACAACAACUGAGUGUGAGGAAGAGCCUGUGCCAAAGACCCCUGAAAAGGAGGUGGGUCUGACAGAGCCAAAAAUGAGCAGCAAGGAUGAUAGUGUAAAAACUGUUGAGCAGAAUGAAUCUAAUGGCAGUGAAAAUUUCACAAAUGAUAUCUCAACAGCUGAGGAAAAAGUGAAAGAAUCUGAUAAAUCCUCUAAACUAGACACAACUAUUUACCCUAAAGAGGAAACAACCCCACAACCAGAGCCAACCAUCACCCCCAAAGAAGAAACAUCCCCAAAAAUGGACCCAAUGGUCACCCCCAAGUACGAGACAGCACCUAAACCAGACCCCACAGUCACAACUAAAGAAACAUCACAAUCAGAACCAACCAUUACCCAUAAAGAAGAACCAUCCCCUAAACCAGAACCAGCAGUCACCCCUAAAGAAGAAACUUCCCCAAAACCAGCCUCAAACGUCACCACUAAAGAGGAGACCUCCCCUAAACCAGAAUCAACCUUCAACCCAAAAUAUGAAAUAUCCCCUAAACCAGCCCCAACCGUUACCCCUAAAGAAACAUCAAAACCAGCCCCAAUCAUCAAACCUACCGAGAUCACCCCUAGAGAUGAAAUAUCCCCUAUAUCAAACUUAAUCAUUACCCCAGAAUCAACGACCACCCCUACAGAGAGUGAAACGAUCAGCAGUGGUGGCAAAGCUGAGACUGCCACACCACCAGAGAAACAAGUGCCUGCCGUUGCAAAGAGCAAGGACUCACACAGAGAGGCGCCAGAGAGCAGCACAACUCAGGCGAAACCAGAGGAGAGUACGGCUAAAGAGCCUGAGAAGGUUACGGAUCCCAACGAUGAAACCCCAAAGACAGAGAACGUGAAGACCAAGGCCUCUGAGGAAAAACCUGAACAUGUGGAGAUAUCUAUUACAAAUACAUCGCCAGUGAAAGAACAGGAUGUAUCAGACAUGGGUUUGAAAGAGAAAACUGUUGACGGGAAGACAACAGAAGGGGCACAAUCUAAAAUAGACGAGAAAGGCUUUACAGGAGUUGAUGAAGAGAGCAAAGAUGACAAAACUGCGAAGAAGACAUCAACAGGGCAAGCUACUCAGCCAACUGCAGAAAAGCAAGCUAAACCUAAAACCUGGGACUUAACCUCUUUUUAGAAUGACCAGAUUUAGAGGUCAGUAGACGUUUUCUGUAAACCUGCAUGAUUAGUGCAAGCCUUCAAAGCAAUAUGAGAACUGCUCCACCUUGAAAGAUUAACUGACGCUUAAUAUGUACAGUAUCAUAAUUCAUACAUGUCAAUUAUGAGACCAUUAAUGAGCGCCUGCGAGAGAUGUGCUGUAAUAUGGAAUGUAACAAAUCAAAAGCUGUAUUUUGCUGUACCUAUUUUCUUCUCCCCAAGCAAGCAAUGAUGUGAAUUGGGAUGAUAAUGUUCAUGGUUGAUAAUGUGAUUUGAUAAUGUCUGAAUAAGCUAAGAAAUAAAUGCUAUUGGAAGAGCA
This is a messenger RNA of Salvelinus fontinalis (brook trout), 3931 nucleotides long. RefSeq names its product neurofilament medium polypeptide. Gene Ontology annotation, molecular function: structural constituent of cytoskeleton. Lineage: Eukaryota; Metazoa; Chordata; Actinopteri; Salmoniformes; Salmonidae. Bases 185 to 3592 code for a protein of 1135 amino acids. Gene Ontology annotation, biological process: neurofilament bundle assembly. Gene Ontology annotation, cellular component: intermediate filament; axon; postsynaptic intermediate filament cytoskeleton. The transcript has 3 exons. The record is from RefSeq and is a predicted model, not a curated record.